GGCAAACGAAAGACUUCCUGCCGCGACGGUGUUCGGGGAGGUAGUGGCUGAGACCAGACCACUGGGUGGCUCCCUCUCCACACACUCCAGGAACGUCGGAUUUUGCAAUAUCUGCAGGUUCCAGGUGCAGUGCACCGCAUUCCUGCAGUUUAAAGCAAUGCAGUGAGGCAAAUGACAACGAAUUUAAAUCACGGUGGCUUUUAAAACCAUUGUAUUUACGGUGUUCUAACCAGAAGGUACAUUCACGUUGACAGGUCCAGGGCGCUAUCGAGAAAGCACGGUUGCCCAAUACAACAGUAUAGACUUUAAAACAAAUGCACUGCUGCAGAAAAUUUCAAGUUUGCAACCAGCUGAUGCGUUAUCCAGCUGAAGGCUUUCUUUGGAAACCAGGAGAACUACAUUAAUGGUUGGAUUACGUACAAAUAAGACAUUUUGUUCCUUCACGGAUAAUUUGAUUGUAUCAGUAAUGUAGUCAUUUACUUCGCGAUAAUGUGCCGGGGUCCCUGCUGCUUGGAUGAGCAAUGCUUAAAUCGACCAGGAUAUUGACUUUUACCAUUCAGAGUCUGGGACUGAGUGUUUGGAAAUGUUUUACUUUUAAACUUCACUUUUAAACUUUACUCCAACGUUGACUCCUCACUAGCCUUCGGAGAGCGUGUUGCUCCGUGCGCUUUGUGUGUAAUGAAAUCAUUCCACGGUGCAUUUCUCCGCCCAACCUCCCAUAAAAAAAUACGAAGAUUGUUGAAGACUCGAGGACUUUCCCCUUCUCACUGAGCGACAGGGAUCGCUCUUGGUUAAUUGUCUCUUCCGUACAUUCGGAUGAGAGUUCUGCACUCCCGGUCAUUGUGCUUUAGGCUUUAUCAUGUUAGAAAUGUCACAUCAGUAACAGGAGCUCCGUCAUUGUUUCCGGCACUUUUACCAUUCUCUCCCGAGAAAGAACUCUGGAGCAGGAUCGGGGCAGAAGGGCUGAAUCCGCAGCAACUAUCACAAAAGUUAUCUUUUCAAGAAUUGCAAGGUUUUUUUGUUAAAAUGCACGGAGAGGCGUUCACCUUGCUGUAAAUGUGUGGCACGACACUGAAUCGAUUGGACGGUGUUGAUUUUCAGACCCGUGAGAAGGCAUAGGUAAUUUCUCCGCUUCAACUGGGAGAUUAGAUGUAAUCGAUAUAAUCAGACCCCGAUCUUCAGCGGGCGCUGCUAUAGCUGCCUGGCCAAGCUGUAAUUCUUGGAUACCCGGAAGGAAGAAGACACAAGGACAAAGUGACCAGGGACACUGAGGAGAUAGGUAAGGAUGACUGCCAACAAGAACGCCAGCACCAAUCAUGCAGCUGGAGCAUCUAAAGCAGUUUGUGACACAAGCACCAGGCGCCAUUCGCUUUCCCCAACUACUCUUUUAUUGCCGGUAAGAAGUCCAACAUACCCUUUAAGUGAUGGUGAAGACUCCCGUAGAUCUAAUAGGUAUGGUCAUAUUUCAACUCCUAGACUGAGUCUGAGAGAUUGUGGUUCAGGAGGAGCAACACCAAGAAGCAGUUUUCUGCAUUCAUGUAGCAUCGAUUCACAAAGUCCAUUGCUGAAAGCUGUGAGCAUUGGAUGCUUAGACAAGAACCCAGCAGGCACUGCAGUUGAAGGAGUCAGAGACCAGAAGCCAUCACAUGAAGAAUGCCACGAGGAGCCAGGUGAUGGGAUAGGCACCCCCCAACUUAACCGGAGUACACUGUCUUUGGGACCGGCUGCUACUUUCCGGAAACUUUCCCUCAGCAGAGCCAGCAUACGCUCUCAGACUGUUGACAUUAGGCAGAAGAUUUCAGAAUGGGAAUGCAGAAAGGAAAUGUCUCCCAGGCGGAAUCUGAUGCUGGAGAAGAGAAAAGGUGGAGAUAGGGCUAGUAGUGAGGGAUGCCCCAGUCUGCUGCCUUCACCCUGCAGUGAAAAGACCUUUGACCUGACAGGAUUCAAAAGAAUGAGUAGAUCAUUUUCAGAGUGCUCAUACCCUGAAACUGAAGAUGAAGCAUCAGAUAAAGAAUCAUUUUCCAGACAUGAAAGGUUGUUUGGUAAGAACCAGUCUUCCAAUAUUUGCAGCAAAGAACAUGCGAGGAAACAGGCAUCUGCAGUACUAAGCAGGAUUCAGAAAAUUGAACAAACUCUCAAGGAGAGCCCCAAUAAGGACCUUCCUCAGUUGCCCAGCAGCUGCUAUGGGAGGGAAAGACUGAGGAAAAAAUCCUUCACACCUUGUGUGUCAGAGGAUAUUAAGGAGGCUGGGAGAAUAAUGAAGAGGGGGAGUGUUAGCUCUGUGAUAACAGAACCAGAGUCAGAUCCUGCAAUUGAGAAAGCUACAUUCCAGCAGCAACUUAGUCAAAAUUCUGACAGCUCCUACUACAAACCUGAAUCGCUGCCCGAGAGUCCGCCCACCAUUGUGGUGAAUCCUGUGCCAAAACCAAAACGCACCUUUGAAUAUGAAGCUGAUAAAACCCAUAGGAGUACUCCUAGCAACAGUCUACCUCCAUCCUCCACUCCCACUUCGCCACCCCCGCUCCCAUCAACCCCAGCUCCCCCUGUCACACGGAGGCAGAAAAAAGAUUCAAACCUCCACAGAAAGAUCCAUAACAGGAAAUCCUUUGAAUUUGAAGAUGCUGUCAGUCUUCAAUCAUCGCAUUCUCCUUCUCCUACUGAAAAUGGUACAUCCACCUCGCCUCUGGAGGUACACAGCAGAUUUAGUUCAAAAAGCACUUUAGCAGAAGAGAAUGCAUAUGAAGACAUCAUAGAUACACCUAAAGAAAACCCUUAUGAAGAUGUGGAGCUGAAAGGUCGAUACCCUGGCAGAAAGUUACAGCUGUCAUCUGAGAAUUCCCUAGACUCUUUGCACAGGAUGUGGUCCCCUCAGGAAAGGAAAUACACUACACCUCCCCAGCUGCCUCCGAAACCCAGCAGUCUGUCAUUGCGUCUGAGUAGUACCAUAGACAGGAGGACCCUUAGACUACCACGACUGUCCAAAAGACACAGCCAUGAUGAUGUGUUGCUUCUGUCCCACCUUAGUGUGCCCUCUUCCCCCACCAGCCUCAACGAUGACAGCAUAAGCACCACCAGUGAGCUGCUGUCUACACGUCGAUCCAGGAGGAUCCCUAAGCUUGUCCAGAAAAUUAAUGGCAUCUAUAGUGCAAAGAGAGGGAAGAAAAGACUGAAGAAAUUGUCUCUGUCAAACUUUGAGAAUGCAUCUCUGCGAGAUGAAAACAGUGAGAGUGAGAGUGACUCAGAUGACAGGUUUAAAGCGCACACUCAACGCUUGGUCCACAUUCAAUCAGUGCUAAAGAAAGCUCCCAGUUACCGUACGUUAGAGCGAGAACUCAUCGAAUGGCAAGAGCGGGAACUCUUUGAAUAUUUUGUGGUGGUUUCAUUAAAGAAAAAGCCUUCAAAGAAUACUUAUAUCCCUGAAGUAUCCUAUCAAUUUCCAAAGCUAGAAAGGCCAACAAAACAAGUACGUGAAGCAGAAGAACGACUAAAAGCAAUCCCACAGUUCUGCUUUCCCGAUGCCAAGGACUGGAGUCCAGUGUCGGAUUUUACCAGUGAAACCUUCUCAUUCAUGCUCACUGGGGAAGAUGGCAGUCGGCGGUUUGGUUAUUGCAGACGAUUAUUGCCAAGUGGAAAAGGCCCUCGCUUGCCAGAGGUUUAUUGUGUCAUCAGUCGCUUGGGCUGCUUCAACCUCUUUUCAAAGAUUCUGGAUGAAGUGGAGAGGCGGCGUGGGAUUUCUGCUGCUCUGGUCCUAUCGUUCAUGAGGAGUCUCAUGGAGUCGCCUUUUCCUGCACCUGGAAGGACUAUAAAAGUCAAGACAUUUCUACCAGGAGCUGGAAAUGAGGUGAUCGAGCUUCGUCGUCCCAUGGACUCCCGGUUGGAGCAUGUGGAUUUUGACUGCCUUUUCCGUUGUCUCAGCACACGUCAAGUUAUCAGGGUGUUUGCUUCUCUGCUGCUUGAACGGCGGGUAUUCAUCGCAGAUAAACUGAGCACUUUGUCCAACUGUGCCCAUGCAGUGGUAGCUCUGCUCUAUCCAUUCUCCUGGCAACACACCUUCAUACCAGUGCUUCCGUCCUCCAUGAUUGACAUCGUCUGCUGUCCAACACCCUUCCUGGUGGGCUUACUCUCCAGCUCUCUCCCCAAACUAAAGGAACUUCCAGUGGAAGAGGCACUGAUGGUUGAUCUAGGAGCCGAUCGUUUCCUUCGACAGAUGGACGAUGAAGACUCACUUCUGCCACGGAAACUGCAGGCUGCUCUGGAGCAGGCUCUGGAGCAAAAGAAUGAACUAGUCAAUCAAGACUCAGACAGUGAAUCAGAUGAUGAGUGCAACACACUGAACAAUCUGGUCUCAGAAGCCUUCAUCCGUUUCUUUGUGGAAGCUGUCGGUCAUUAUUCAUUAUUUUUGACCCAAAAUGAGAGGAAUGAACGAAUAUUCCAAAGAGAAGCUUUCCGCAAGUCAGUAGCUUCCAAGAGCAUCCGGCGCUUUCUAGAGGUCUUCAUGGAGUCACAGAUGUUUGCUGGAUUCAUACAGGACAGAGAACUGCGAAAGUGCAGAGCAAAAGGUCUAUUUGAGCAGAGAGUUGAGCAAUAUUUGGAGGAACUGCCAGACACAGAACAGAGUGGAGUGAACAAGUUUCUGAAAGGACUUGGAAAUAAAAUGAAAUUCCUUCACAAGAAGAGUUAGUUGCAUUCGUACUGUCUUGAAAUUACAAGGACCACUGACCAUUGCACAACAGCUUUCUCUGACCCAUUUAUCUUUUGGAAAGAAUGGAUUAUACUUUCGUCUUCACAAAAUCUUCGUCUUUUUUCAAAGACUGAACUGUAACAGUAUCAGAGAAGAAUCCAAAGUGCAACAAGUACAUUUAGCCAUGUUCAUCUUUAAUGCAGAUUGGAUUGUAUAUUGUAAAUAUAUUUACUGUGUUUUUAUUGGUAUUUUAUUGUCUGGAUUUAGCAGUCAUUAUACUGAAUAUCUGUAAUGAGUUGACUGCAACAGAUUUUUGUGAUGCCAGAGUGACUUAUGACUUGGAGGAUGAAUGGUCUAACUGAGCAUGUGCAGAAGACACAGUGUGUGUCGGGGAUGGGGUGGGAAACACAAUCUUCUCAUUGAUUUACAAUUUGAUUAUUUUUCUGGUGUGAUUAUUGAGAAUGUGUGCGAUUCUAUCAACUUGGAAAUAUCCGUUUCUGAAUUAUAUGAAAAACAAUGAACUAUCACCUUUUCUCUUGCUGUAGCUGUAGAGUUCAGAUUACAUCUCUUUUGGCCCUCUUUUCUGCAUUUUGGCAACAAAAUGUGAUAAAGUUACACUGAAAAUACUUGGUACAUCUUUUGAUGUUGCUUGAAAAUGCAUAAUCUGCCAUAGAAAGAGGCUAGUGAAUGAAUCACUGACUCUUUUCCAUAUCUAAUGCACUGCUGUAGCUGAGUGUAAUGAGAAAGGUGCAGAAGCCGUUGCUGCUCUGCUGUUCUCACAGGGUAUGACUGGGUAAGCCUUGCUGUAUUCCUAUGUACCGCUUUUCAAAAAAAAAUAAAAUUAUUACAUUUCUUA
Molecule: messenger RNA, 5537 nt
Organism: Pristis pectinata (smalltooth sawfish)
Lineage: Eukaryota; Metazoa; Chordata; Chondrichthyes; Rhinopristiformes; Pristidae
Gene: dennd2b
Product: DENN domain containing 2B
Biological process (GO): positive regulation of ERK1 and ERK2 cascade
Source: RefSeq, a predicted model, not a curated record